Molecule: messenger RNA, 5730 nt
Organism: Syzygium oleosum
Lineage: Eukaryota; Viridiplantae; Streptophyta; Magnoliopsida; Myrtales; Myrtaceae
Exons: 8
Coding region: 481-4791 (1436 amino acids)
Biological process (GO): negative regulation of DNA-templated transcription
Molecular function (GO): acyltransferase activity, transferring groups other than amino-acyl groups; transcription corepressor activity
Source: RefSeq, a predicted model, not a curated record
UUCUCUCUCUCUCUCUCUCUCUCUCUCUCUCUGCGUUCUUCUCUGUCAAUUCUCUCCCCAAAUUCUCGUCGAGAUGUACGUGCCGGGCAGGUUCCCCCCCGCCGAUUCGCCCUGCUCCGCCGCCGGAUCGUAGGGCCGCUGCGACAUUGCUGGGGGCCGCCGGUGAGAGCUCCUCUCCCCGGAGCCGUCGCCUUUGAUCUUGAUCCCCCCCUUGUGUCUUUGUCCGUGAUCCUUUUUUUUUUUUUUUUUUUUUUGUUGGUGUUUGGAAUUAUGUCUCCGUUUCGGGUUUCGGGUUUCCGUUUUGCUGUGGUGGGACAGUAACGUGCGUCGCGGUCGUGAGUGGUUCUUGCGAUUGUGUGCUGGUUAACUGCGGUGGGAGCUUUGUUUUGUUUGCGGUUUUUCCGUGCCUCACACGGGGAGAUUGAAGUGAAAUUGGAGCGGGUUCUCUUCGAGGGUUGGUGGUUUUUUGGGUGGGGAAGGAUGAGGGACGGUUUGAGAUCAGGCAAGCUGCGGGCGAAACCGGAGAAAGAUGAGCCUGUGUCCGGAAAAGUGCUUGUUCAGAAGAAGCUGGUUGACGUGAUGCCGAAAGGUGCUGACUUGGGUGGUGGGAAAGCGCCGGCUUUGGCAUCGGACAAUGCGGAGGCGUGUGAGGAGUCAGCGGUCCCGUUGGAAGAUGGAGCCAUUGUAAGUGACAAGAUGGUAGUUUCUGGGAGCGAAUGUGGUGAAGUUGUGUCGACAGGUGAAGGUCUGUGCAACGGUGCAUUGGAGGGUAGCAGGAAAAGGAGUUGGGAAAGUUGUGGAGAAGGGACUCAGUGUCAUGAGCCGAUUAAGAAAAUUGCAAAGGAGGAAGCUUUAGAUGAUGGAGUGCACUUCGUGGGACGAGUUUUGCGGUCACGGACUAUUGUUAGUAGUGGGGUUGGAAAAGAAGGUGCAAAGGACAAGAAGAGAGCUGCUGAGCUCGAGCAAAAGAGAAGAGGAGGUCGUGGGUUGGAGACCGUUAGUGAGCAGGCCGAAGAGGAUGGGGUUUUUGAUUUGGUUGAGCCAUCUUCACAGAAGUUGAAGCGGAAGCGUGGUAGGCCACCUAAGGCGCUUGAAAAGAAGAAAGCGAAGAUGCCUGGAUUGAGAAAAAGUGAAAGGAUUUCGAAAACCAAACAGAGUGUGGAGCAGACUUUGGUUGUCAGUAGUUCAAACAGAGGUAGGAGAUCAAAUGGGAAUGAAUAUGAGGUGAAGAAGAUGUCACCAGCUAAAAAGGGUAAGCAUGUGGACUUAGAAGUGGGUGAAAAUGUGCCUUCAUCAGGGCCGAGUUUGAUGUCAGAGCAAAGUAGUUAUAAUGAGCAGAGUGUGAUCAAAGGACUGAAACCAGAAGAAGAUGGAGAAGUAGGACUAAGUAAACGUAAACAGAAGAAUUUAGUGAGAGACCGAAUAAUUGAGUUGCUUAUGAGCGCGGGGUGGACAAUUGAGUACAGGCCUAGGCAAGAAAGAGAAUACAACGAUGCUGUUUAUGUGAGCCCCGAUGGAAAAACUCACUGGUCGGUGACUCUGGCUUAUAAUGUUCUUAAAAGGCGUUAUGAGGCUGGUGAUGCUGAAUCUAAGGCUUACAAGACUGGCUUUGUGUUCUCGCCUAUACCAAAGGAAGAACUUAGUAUACUAAACAAGGUAAUGACGAAGAAAAGGGAGGGAAAGAAGAAGGGCAGUAGUAAAAUUGAUGGAGCAAUCAAGAAGAAGAAGAAGCACAAAGGAAAACUCAGAUUUGGUGCAAGUGCAUAUAAACGGUUCCAAGCAAAAAGUAAAGGAAAAGCUUUGCUAACUGGAAAGGAAAAAAUGAGCGGGGCAACUCGAAAAGGAACACCAUUGUUGAUUGGGAAUCGCAAACGACGAGAGACGCAAAACAGAAAGAGAUGUGCUCUGUUGGCCCGCAACUCUGACGGGACACAACCAGAUUCUGAAAACUAUGUUCUAUACAGUGGCAAACGGACUAUACUGGCAUGGAUGAUUGAUCUGGGCACUGUCCUGGAUAAAGGAAAGGUCCAGUAUUUUCAUCCGGAAAAGACACAAGCAAAGCUUGGGGGUACAAUCACAAGGGAUGGUAUUCAUUGUGACUGCUGUGGUGAGGUGAUAACAGUUUCCGAAUUUGAAGCUCAUGCAGGCAGCAGGCUUGGCCAGCCACUUGAAAACAUAUAUUUGGAGAAUGGAAUGUCUAUGUUGCAGUGCCAGCUGGACUCUUGGAAAAAGCAGGAGGAAUCUGGGCAGAAAUGGUUCCAUUUUAUAGAUGUUGGUGGAGAUGAUCCUAACGAUGACACUUGUGGCAUCUGUGGAGAUGGAGGGAACUUGGUUUGCUGCGAUGGUUGCCCAUCAACGUUUCAUCAAAGCUGUUUAGAUAUACAAAAGUUCCCUUCAGGUGAUUGGCACUGUUUAUAUUGCUCUUGCAAAUAUUGUGGAACAAUUGGUGAGAGUACAAGAGAAAAGGAUAGCAAUGAAACUACAACAUCGUCUGCAUUAUUCAAAUGCCGGUUAUGCGAGGAAAAAUAUCACAGCUCAUGUGUACUUGCAGAGGAUGCAGUUGAGGAUGUUCAGAUUUUGUCGUCGUUUUGUGGCAAGAGCUGUCAGAAACUAUAUGAAGAUGUUGGGAUGCUUCUCGGUGUGAAACAUGAACUGGAGGAAGGAUAUUCAUUUACUCUCGUGCACCGUUUUUUUAUGGACAUAGACAUCUCUUCCACUGAAAUAUCAAGGAAGGUCGAAUGCAAUUCCAAGGUAGCUGUUGCACUGUCCGUAAUGGAUGAGUGUUUUUUGCCUGUUUCCGACCACAGAAGUGGGAUCGAUAUGAUCCAUAACAUUCUCUACAAUUGUGGGUCAAAUUUCAGUCGGCUAGAUUACAGUGGCUUCUAUACAGCAAUUUUAGAGAAGGGGGAAGAGAUAAUAUCUGCAGCAUCAAUCAGGAUUCACGGGAAUCAAUUAGCAGAGAUGCCAUUUAUUGGGACCCGUUAUAUGUAUCGGCGUCAAGGGAUGUGCCGUCGGCUGCUAAAUGGAAUUGAAUCUGUUUUGCGCUCUUUAAAGGUCCAAAAGUUGGUCAUACCUGCAAUUUCUGAACUCAAGGAAACGUGGACCUCUGUAUUCGGUUUUGAGCCAAUAGACGUGUCACUUAAGAAAAGCUUGAGAAGGAUGAAUAUUUUGGUGUUCCCUGGUGUAGAUAUGUUGCAGAAGCUGUUGUUGAAUCAUCAUAAUGCUGAAGAAAAAGCAGUUCUUCCUACAGAUCUGAAUGCUACUUGUGAAGAUACUUCUCCAGAUGUGAACACAAUGGAAGGAACAAUUUCUCCUGAUAUUAAUAUGAUGGAAGGAACACUGUCGACAACACCUGAUGAGCAUGAUAUCAAUGGCGCACCUACUGUUGAUAAAUCUACUCUGCUCGUAGACAGUUCGCUAAAUGAUACAUCUGACAUAACUAGUGACAGUGUUGACUUCUCAGAUUGUUUGGAAGAGAAAAAGGAUUUGGCCCAAUUAGGCGGGCUUUAUGACACUAAAGAGAGGAAUCAUGUCCAUCCCCACAAACUGCCUUUAUCUGACAAUUUUGCCCGUGUUUUGGAGACUGAUCUCAAUCGGGAUGAGGGAAAUGAUUUGGCCGAAUCAGAUGAGUCUCAUGAUACUGCAGAGAGGAAGAAUGUUCCCCUGAACAUUGUGCCUUCUGCAUCUGACAAUAACACCCAUGUUUUGGAGACUGAUCUCAAUCAUAAUGAAAGAGAACAUUUGGUGAAUGAGAGAAAAGAUUUGGCCCAUUUAGAUGAGCCUUAUGACUCUGCAGAGAGGAAGGAUAUUCCCGCAGACACACUGCCUUCUGCAUCUGAUAAUUUUAUUGAUCUUUUAGAGACUGAUCUCAAUCAGAAUGAGAGAGAAGAUUUGGCCCAAUUAGAUGAGCCUUAUGAUACUGCAGACAGGAAGACUGUUCCCCUGAGUACUGUGCCUUCUGCAUCUGACAAUUUUACCCAUCUUUCAGGGACUGAUCUCAAUCAUAAUGGUAUAUGCGGUUCGUUUCUUCCAACCUCACAUAUCGCGACUUUGAAAGUGGAUGCCAAACUGCAUGCUGACUCAGGCCAUUCAUGUGCAGAAUCUUGCUCUAUAUUUGAUAGAGCAGACUUUGUGGAUCACCUUGCCCCGGAAGAGUGUGCUCAAAUUGUAGACAGUGAUGUUGAUCGCAAAAGUAAUCCUGCUGGCGGCUUCCCCACUUCUCACAUUGGACAUUCUGAAGAAAGUUCUGGAGAUGUCGAUGCUGACAAGCAGGUGUUGGCUCCUGCAAAUGGGUUCAACUGUUCGGGUGAGACGUUUCAUGAUGCAAGGGACGAAAUGUUGAGUACUGCUGAAUGUCUUUCUGAUUCAGAUGGAAAGAUGCUUUUGGAUAAACUCAAAUCCAGUAAAGGUGCGCACCAAGUGAGCUCUGCACCUUCUGAUGGGUGCACACCAUCCACAGGAUCUUGGAAUCAGCUUCUGGAAGUGAUGCAUAGCAAUCCCUCGAAUGAAGUCUGCCCUUCAGCUGAUGAGGAAUCGAAGCUUGUCGCAAAUGGUGGUUUCGCAGUUCCCUCUGUUGACUGCAAUACUAGUCCUUGUCAAGCUAAUGGAAUGGUUACAUACCAAGGAAUGGUGGACUCUGAUUGCGUCGAUGUCCUGAAUCAAGAAUCUUUUGAGGCUCCUAAGAGUGGCACUGAGAAAACCUGUUUACUCUCUCCGACCAGCAAUGGACAUCGCAUGUCCCGCGAGGUCAUGCCAGACUUGAACAAGCAACCUGUGGAUGGCAUCUACUAGUCAAAUAGGCGACUGGACAAACUUGACUCUGCUCUUGGUACCUGGAUUUGUGAUAAAUACUGAUUGCCUUUCCAAUUCUUUCCCGCUAGCCGACUUUUGUAACCGGGUGCGGCUGUUUGCUGUGCGCAUGUGCAGCGAUGCCUGAGGUAAUGCCGGGAUGAUGGGAACUUGCUAACCAGCAUAGGUAACAUUCUUAUUUAACUAGAUUUCUUCCUGCUCCUGCCCAUAGUCAGUAAAUCAGGAGGGAUUCGCGCGAAGGAGCUUUUAGGUAUUAUAGCAAACUUUCUGAUGCCCAACGGUGCUUGCCGAGAGCCUUUACAAGGACCGUGUUUCAUUGAAGGACAAUGAGGGAGGGUUUGAUUUCGGAUUGUAAAAAAGUUUUGUGAUGUCUCACAAAGCUGAGUUUCUCAAGUCACAGACAGAUGUUAAUGUCAUCCCCUGUAGAUAAGAGUAAGACGCUGAGGUCUUAUAGCUUCUCGGUUGCUGGUGCUGUGCUUGUAGUUGUAGACACUGUGGCUGCUUGGCUCAUGCUUUUUGAGUUUUGGGUGCAGCUUGUUUUACUGUACAUAGUCAUUUUAAGAGGAGCAGUGCCCGUUACAGAUCCCUCCGCUUUCCUUUCGGACAACCUUUUCUGCUGUACCUGCUUACAGGGCCUCUCUUCUUUUUGCUUGUUGCGUCUCCUCCAUUGUACAGAUUGCAUCGAACGACGGUAGAGUGCAGGUUAUGGACAGAGAAGAAUAAAAAACAGUUCUGGUCUCUCUCACAUUAACAGCAGUUUUGGGCAGCUUUGACCUGAUGUCUUGAGUUUGUGAAUCUUGUGAUCUGCACUUUGCAGCUUUGACUGUCUUGAGGAAGAUCUGUUUAGUGGGCACAUUAGAAACGAUUUUCAAAUGAAAACCUGCUUUUCACUGAUGAUGGAUCAUCUCCUUUGCCCUUUAA